Messenger RNA from Cariama cristata (Red-legged seriema), 1524 nucleotides. RefSeq names its product matrix metallopeptidase 15 (membrane-inserted) (gene MMP15). Bases 37 to 1524 code for a protein of 495 amino acids. Gene Ontology annotation, molecular function: metalloendopeptidase activity; zinc ion binding. Gene Ontology annotation, biological process: collagen catabolic process; proteolysis; extracellular matrix organization. The transcript has 9 exons. Gene Ontology annotation, cellular component: extracellular matrix. The record is from RefSeq and is a predicted model, not a curated record. NCBI's taxonomy places the organism in Eukaryota, Metazoa, Chordata, Aves, Cariamiformes, Cariamidae.
CCCCGCUGCGGGGUCCCGGACCAAUUUGGAGGGCGGAUGAAGUCCAACAUGCGGCGUAAGCGGUACGCGCUGACGGGGCGGCGCUGGAGCCAGAGCCAUCUCACCUUCAGCAUCCAAAACUACAUGGAGAAGCUGGGGCGGUACCACUCGUACGAGGUCAUCCGCCGAGCCUUCCAGGUGUGGGAGCAAGCCACACCGCUGGUUUUCCGGGAGGUGCCCUACGAGGACAUCCGGCAGAAGCGGAAGAAGGAGGCCGACAUCAUGGUGCUCUUCGCCUCCAGCUUCCAUGGAGACAGCUCCCCUUUCGAUGGCGUCGGGGGCUUUUUGGCUCACGCCUAUUUUCCCGGUCCUGGCAUGGGGGGGGACACACAUUUCGACUCGGAUGAGCCCUGGACGCUGGAGAACACAGAUGUGUCUGGGAACAACCUUUUCUUGGUGGCCGUGCACGAGCUGGGGCACUCGCUGGGCCUGGAGCACUCCAGCAACCCCAGCGCUAUCAUGGCCCCCUUCUACCAGUGGAUGGACACAGAGAACUUCAAGCUGCCCGAGGAUGAUCUCAAGGGCAUCCAGCAGCUGUACGGUACCUCAGAUGGGCACCCUCAGCCCACCAAGCCUUUGCCCACUGUGACACCCCGGAGACCUGGCAGGCCAGACCAGAGACCACCUAGACCACCCCCUCCAGGGAAACCAGAGCGACCCCCCAAACCUGGUGGCCCAGACCAGCCUGACCAGUAUGGCCCCGACAUCUGCGACGGGAACUUCGACACGGUGGCGGUGCUGCGUGGGGAGAUGUUUGUGUUCAAGGGCCGGUGGUUCUGGAGGGUCCGCCACAACCGGGUGCUGGACAACUAUCCCAUGCCCAUUGGGCACUUCUGGCGGGGCCUCCCCGGGGACAUCGAUGCCGCCUACGAGAGGCAUGACGGGAGGUUCGUCUUUUUUAAAGGUGAGCAGGGAAGCUGGGUGGGAGGGCCGAGGUCCCUGACAACCUACGGGCAGGGCAUCCCCUACGAUAGCAUCGACACAGCCAUCUGGUGGGAACCCACGGGGCACACCUUCUUCUUCCGUGGGGACAGAUACUGGCGCUUUAACGAGGACACCCGCUCAGUGGACCCCGGGUACCCGAAGCCCAUCUCCGUCUGGGUGGGCAUCCCUCCCUCACCCAAGGGUGCCUUCCUCAGCCCGGAUGCCUCCUCCACCUACUUCUACAGAGGCACAAAGUACUGGAAAUUCGACAACGAGCGGCUCAAGAUGGAGCCGGGUUAUCCCAAAUCCAUCCUACAGGACUUCAUGGGCUGUCACACGGAGCUGGAUUACGGCAAGGAUGGCCACCAGCCGGGCGGGGAUGUGGACGUGGUGGUGGAGAUCGAUGCAUACACGCGCACCAUGAGCAUCGUCAUGGUGAUACUGCUGCUGGUGCUGGUGCUCUGCAUCCUCGGCCUCAUCUACAUCAUCGUCCAGAUGCAGAGGAAGGGCGCGCCCCGGAUGCUCUUGUACUGCAAGCGCUCCUUGCAGGAGUGGGUCUGA